AUGUAUCAAAAGUGGUUUUUAUUAGUUUCUGUGUUGGUUUUAAGUGCAAAAUUAUGUACAGGACAGGUUCUGCAGUUUGGAACAUGUGGCGAUGUACCACCUAUGCAGUUCUUUGAUCUUGAAAGGUUUUUAGGUGAAUGGUACGAAAUAGAACGCUUUCCACAUUGGUAUGAGCGCUAUGGAGAGUGCGCUUACUUACGAUUCCAAUACUGCGAGCGACGAGUGGAAAUAGAACAUAUUUACGUCAGAACUGGUGUACGAUUUAUACUACAACAAAACAGUAGCUAUGCGCCUGGGGAUGAAGCUAUUUUUAUGAUAGAUUCAAGUAAUAUCGAUCCCAUCGGUAUACCGAUGUCCGUGUUAAAUACAGACUAUUCAAACUACGCAGUGGUGUACGGUUGUAAAUAUAACGAAAAUCUAGAUAUUAAAUAUCUUUCAGCAUGGAUACUAUCACGAACUUCAGAUCUAAGUGAAGAAAUGUUACAAAGAGCGUACCAAGUACUUAACAGCAUACCUUACGCUAAUAUCGCGUAUUUAGAAAAAGUAGAACAGAGAACAAACCUCUGCAAAUUCCACUGGACAGCCGUAAUCGCAGCAGAAAAUAUAACAGACACAAUGAGAACCCAAACAAUUUCAGAUGACGGUGUUCUUGCUUUGUUAUAA
Molecule: messenger RNA, 663 nt
Organism: Arctia plantaginis
Lineage: Eukaryota; Metazoa; Arthropoda; Insecta; Lepidoptera; Erebidae
Source: the annotation of a GenBank genome assembly